AUGAGGGCACAGGGAUAUACGGCACCACCCAUUCUGCAUUACUACUGGAAAUCCCGGACUCCACCCAAGCUGCAGGUUUUCACCACCGCUGAAAUAUGUAAGAUUAUUGGGGCUGUGAUCUUCUCAUCAGAAGAGGAUAAUGGGGUGAAGAUUCUGCAGAGUUGGACAAAAAGAUUCAUCAACGAUUGUCAGCUGAUCAACCCUUCAACCAUCACCAACGAUGAAGACUGGAGGCCGGAUGUGGAGAAAUCCCCCAUAGUCAUAUUCUACUCUUCUUCAUCCAUGAGCUCCAUAGAGAAGAUGAAAUCUUACAUGGAAAACAACGUCUCCAGGAAAGGACACCAGGCAGUGAUUGUGGUGAUCAGGGACAUCCAGGACUCGGAGGAGAAGGUCAGAUCUGAGUUGGGGAUCAGCUGGUAUUCUGAGUGUGAACUGCACGUGUUUACAAAGACAGAAUGGCUUCUCCAAGACCCUCGACAACAGGUGAUGGCGAUGAAGAUAAAGACGAUCAGAGACUGUUUACCUGGAGGUUCUCAGAAGAUGAAUCUGAAUAAGGAACCCAAUAAUCUCAACACCUCUCAAAAUAGCAAAAAUGGUGCCACCUUCUUCAUCCAAGAGACCACCCAGGAGAAGAGCCACUGGCUGGAGCCGGUGCUGAGGACCAUUGACAAGGUGGAUUUUACAGUUACUGAAAUCUCAAAGAUUAAGAAGCUGUCAUACAAGGCGAAGGAGAUCGGCCCCAUCAGCUGCAUCCUGCACUUCAACAAGGAGACCUUCCAUAAGAUGACUAAGAAGGAGAACUCCGGAGAAACAGUGAUUGACCGCAAGAUUCUGCAGCAUCUGGGUAAAAAAGUGCAGACAGUGGUUGUUGUGGUUGAUGAUGUGGAUGAUGAUGGAUCAGAGGACGGUCUCCGAGCGCUGUAUAAUAAGACUCGGCUCAGCCGGUCGGCGCCUCUGGUCGUGUUCAGACGGGAGGAGAAGCAGGAGGAAUUUCUGGCAUAUUUCUCAUCUAACAACGAUGCAGAGGUGGCGGCCCAGGAGAAAUGGAGUAAACUCCAGAAAUCCAUCGAGACAAGAGUGAAGGCGCCACCCGAAACUGAAAAGACGGAAGUUAUUACGAAAUUCACGACUGUUGGGAUCUUCUCUCGAUCUUCAAACAUUGAUUACUCCUGGAUGGAUAAGAUGCUCAUGUCUCCAGAUCUACAUCUACCAAUCUCCGGGGUCAGAUCCUUUUGUAUUUCUAACAACCAAACGCAACAGAUUUUUGAAGAACUAAAUCUCUGCACCUUUGGUAUUUUGUAUCACACCAAGAACAGAGGCAGAGUAAACGUCACCGACGUGACGGACUCUCUGUACGAUGAAGAGCUGAAGGACAUGAGCUAUCUUCUGGGGAGGAAUAAUGUGAUUGUGGUGAUCGAUGAUCUGACAGACAACAGCUUAGAGGAAAAGAACCGGAUUCUAAAAUCUCAGCCUAGCAUCAAGGAAUAUGCCUACAAUCUGCUGCUUGUCACCGAGAAGGAGAAGAAAGACGAGCCACGUCUCCUGGAGCGACUGAGGGAGGCGCUGAUGUUCAAGGGUAAAGAGAAGGACUGCAGAGAAACUGUAGAGGAGAACAGCACAUCGCAGCCGGGGGACAAGCAGCCAUCAUCAGGUGAAGACGAGAAGAGCACAUUGCAGCCGGGGGACAAGCAGCCAUCAUCAGGUGCAGACGAGAAGAGCACAUCGCAGUCAGAAGACAAGCAGCCAUCAUCAGGUGUAGAGGAGAAGAGCACAUCGCAGCCAAUAGCUCCUGCAAGGAGGAAAAAAACAGACCCAGGGGACAAUCAGAUGAAAAAAAUAUUGGAGCCGCUGGCAGAAAACAAACAACCUGAAGAAAACUGCAGAGAACCUGUAGAGAAGAACAGCACAUCACAGCCAGAAGACAAGCAGCCAUCAUCAGGUGCAGACGAGAAGAGCACAUUGCAGCCAGAAGACAAGCAGCCAUCAUCAGCUGCAGACGAGAAGAGCACAUUGCAGCCGGGGGACAAUAAGCCAUCAUCAGGUGCAGACGAGAAGAGCACAUUGCAGCCGGGGGACAAUAAGCCAUCAUCAGGUGCAGACGAGAAGAGCACAUCGCAGCCAGAAGACAAGCAGCCAUCAUCAGGUGCAGACGAGAAGAGCACAUCGCAGCCGGGGGACAACCAGACAUCAUCAGGUGUAGACGAGAAGAGCACAUCGCAGCCAGGGGACAAGCAGCCAUCAUCAGGUGCAGACGAGAAGAGCACAUCGCAGCCAGAAGACAAGCAGCCAUCAUCAGGUGCAGACGAGAAGAGCACAUUGCAGCCGGGGGACAAUAAGCCAUCAUCAGGUGCAGGCGAGAAGAGCACAUCGCAGCCAGAAAACAAGCAGCCAUCAUCAGGUGCAGACGAGAAGAACACAUCGCAGCCGGGGGACAAGCAGCCAUCAUCAGGUGUAGAGGAGAAGAGCACAUUUCAGCAGCCAAUAGCUCCUGCAAAGAAGAAAAAAACAGACCCAGGGGACGACCAGAUGAAAAAAAUAUUGGAGCCGCUGGCAGAAAACAAACAACCUGAAGAAAGCAAGAACAAUACAAAUAAAAAUGUGAGCAAAUCAGAAGGGAAGGUCAGUAACCGGGACUCUGAGAAGAAGGCGAAAAGCAAAAGGCACUCUAAGAAGGAGCCAGAGAGUAUACAGGAUCCUCAGAAGGAGCUGACAAGGGACUCUAAGAAGGAGCCUGAGAGUAAACAGGACUCUGAGAAUGAUCAACAUUACUACAGCUCCCAGCUAUAA
Bufo gargarizans (Asiatic toad) is the source of this 2787-nucleotide messenger RNA. RefSeq lists its product as uncharacterized. The record is from RefSeq and is a predicted model, not a curated record. The transcript is spliced from 12 exons. The coding region runs from base 1 to 2787 and encodes 928 amino acids. Lineage: Eukaryota; Metazoa; Chordata; Amphibia; Anura; Bufonidae.